Molecule: messenger RNA, 1026 nt
Organism: Drosophila willistoni
Lineage: Eukaryota; Metazoa; Arthropoda; Insecta; Diptera; Drosophilidae
Exons: 1
Coding region: 1-1026 (341 amino acids)
Source: RefSeq, a predicted model, not a curated record
AUGCGACCAAUUGGCGAAACCCUCCUACAAGCUAUUAGCCGGUUGCAGUCACUAGAACGCAAGUUUAGUCGCGACCCAAGUCUCAAGAGAGAGUAUAUCGCUUUCAUGGACGAGUACCUGAAGAGCGGUCAUAUGGAAGUACUCAACACGCAGCAGAUCGACGAGCAGCCCGACGGUUGUUUCAAUCUGCCGCAUCACACCGUCUUGAAACCGGAAAGCACCACUACCAAAUGCCGAGUGGUGUUUGAUGGAUCUGGAAAAGAUAGUAGCGGAGUGUCACUCAAUGAGAGUCUUCACAUUGGGCCUCCCAUUCAACGUGAUCUAUUUGGUGUCUGCCUUCGAUUCAGACAACAUCGUUAUGUUUGCUGUUCGGAUAUAGAAAAGAUGUUUCGCAAAAUAGAGGUUGCUUCCCAUCAUACAAACUAUCAACGGAUUAUCUGGCGCAGUUCCACAAUGGACCCUAUGCAGCAUUAUCGAUUGCGUACUGUUACCUACGGAUUGGCGCCUUCACCCUUCUUGGCUGUAUGGGUUUUGAAACAAUUGGCCAUAGAUUAUGAAGCGAAAUAUCCACUAGCCGCGCGAGUCCUAGCGCGCGAUGCGUACGUGGAUGACAUUUCAACUGGAUGCAAUUCAGUUGGCGAACUAAUCGAAUUAAAAUAUCAACUGAUUUCUUUACUAGAUGAAGGAAAUUUCAAGUUGAGAAAAUGGAGUUCGAAUAGCUGGAGUUUCUUGAAGUCAAUACCGAAAGAAGAUUGUUUACAUGGACAUGCGUCGAUCGAGGACAACGUUAAAGUAUUGGGCAUUCCUUGGAAUCCUGGUCGAGAUGAGCUAUUGGUUAAUACACCGAUGAUUGCAACCAAACAUGCCCCUAGCAAACGGGCGCUAUUAUCGGAUCUGUCAAAAGUCUUCGACCCACUGGUCUUUGAUGCGCCUACCACUGUGUUGUUAAAGCUAAUAUUCCAACAAUGCUGGUUCAGCGCUAUUAGCUGGGAUGACCCAAUACCGGAAACUCUUCGAAGGCGAUAG